Polyodon spathula (Mississippi paddlefish) is the source of this 4502-nucleotide messenger RNA. RefSeq names its product F-box only protein 41-like. Gene Ontology annotation, molecular function: protein binding. The transcript has 13 exons. The record is from RefSeq and is a predicted model, not a curated record. The coding region runs from base 577 to 3048 and encodes 823 amino acids. Lineage: Eukaryota; Metazoa; Chordata; Actinopteri; Acipenseriformes; Polyodontidae.
CACGAGACAUAUUUAAUGUGAUGUAUCUGUUUAUCUUAAAUAUUCUAGAUAGAUGCAACACUCUACUCCUAUGUACUGUUUCUGUACUGUUCUCCGCCUGCAGCUACCGGCUAGUUCACUAUUCUGCUGCAGAGUGGCGCCAGUGACGUCACAGCUGAAGCAGUUCCUUAGGAAAAAAAAAAAAAAAAAAAAAAAAAACGGAGAGGAAAAAUCGAGGUGAGAACAAUUAUCCUGUUUUGUACGUUCUGCUUAUGCCGAGGAUGUAACAGAAAGAGAUUGACGCUUCUCCAUUACCGAGCGUCGACGGAACCGGACAAUAUUACUUCCAUUCUGCUCCCCUUUAACCCCCUCUUUAUAAAAAAAUGAUAUAAUAAUAAUAAUAAUAAUAAUAAUAAUAAUAAUAAUAAUAAUAAUAAUAAUAAUGUGUUGCCGAUGAUUUCUCAGCAUGUGGGCAAUGGCCAUAGUUUUCACUGGACUAUCCUGAUAACAUGCUGCCGGGGUUCACAAUGAGAGGAGCACUGUCCCCCUUGGAAAGCGCGCUGAGCAGCUGGCGUCUCGGUUGAUCGUGAGUGAGGAAUGGCCUCUCUGGACCUACCUUACCGCUGUCCGCGUUGCGGAGAACACAAACGUUUCCGGAGCCUGUCUUCCCUGAGAGCCCACCUGGAGUACAACCACACCUACGAGACCCUCUACGUCCUGUCUAAGUCCAACAGCGUGUGCGACGCCACCCUCGUCCCCUUGGUAUCUGAUGGGCCCCUGCUGAGCCCUGUGGGCAGCCGAAAGGACGUCUUUGAGAGUACCUCUUUCAGCGCCAAGGAACACCGCUACCCCUUCGACCUGCCAUGCGCUGAUGACCUGGGCCUGACAACAGCUGCUGCUCGCUACAUCCCCAAUGUAGAGAUUCCCCUUAAUGAGAUUUUUGUCAAAAAAGGAAUGACCUCCACCACUCCCACUCCCACUUCCACUCCCACCUCCACUGCCAUCUCAGUAGCUACUGCUGCCGCAAACGCAGUGGAGGCCGCCUACGAGGAAGGGCUGGCCAGGCUGAAGGUGCGGGCCUUCGAGAAGCUGGAGCUGGACGAGCGGCUGGAAAAGCUCUCAGAAGAGGUUGAGCAGAAGAUUACAGCUCGUGUGGGCCGUCUGCAGGUGGAGCUGGAGAAGAGGAGCUGUGAGCUGGAGAAGGCCAAGCAGGAGAGCGUGCGGCUUGGCCAGGAGAAGCAGCAUCUGGAGGACAAGGCCUCCGAGCUCUCCCGCCAGGUGGACGUCUCCGUCGAGAUGCUGGCCAACCUCAAGCAGGACCUGGUUUCCAAAGAGCAGGAGCUCAACAGGAAGCAGCAGGAGGGGGCACAGAUUGACCAGUUCCUGCAGGAGACGGCGGCGCGGGAGGCCAAUGCGAAGGUCCGUCUGCAGCAGUUCAUCGAGGAGCUCCUGGACCGGGCUGACCGGGCUGAGAAGCAGCUCCAGAGCAUCAGCAGCUGUGGCACCACUCCCAACGGCAGCCUGAGCCGCUGCAGUGUGCCGGGAUCCAAGAGCACCGGCCGACAGAGGGAAAGAAACUCUGGUUCCACUGUUUCUCGAGGGGUGUAUCAGGUGUCAGAUCGACGCUCCUCAGCAAGCACUGGAGCCUCCAGCCGGGUGAAGACGGUGUCGCAGGGCUCAGGUGGGUACGACAGCGACAGCAUCGAGAUGCACCCCCUGGAGGAGUGCCCUGAGGCACAGUACUAUCAUGUACAGUGCCGCUCAGGGGAGGUGGGGUUCGAGAGAGCCGGCAUGUCACGGAGCUGGGGCCUGAGGAAACAGGCCAUCCAGAACUGGCAUCGGCGGCCCUACCACAACAGCACUGAGGGGGAGGAGGGAGACGUGUCCGAUGGGGGCUCCCGCACCACCGAAUCCGAGGCUGAAGUCUGGGAGCAGGAGAGGAGGGCCUCUUCAGAGACACAGCCGUCCAAUUCCAACAAGGCUGUUGGUGGAUACAGGCUCGGCACAGGUCGGUCGGAGGGUGGGUAUAAGCCCUGCCGGCGUGAGAGACACAGCCCUUCACAGUCGAACGAGGUGAUCAGCCCAGAGAUUCUCAAAAUGAGGGCUGCAUUGUUCUGUAUCUUCACCUACCUGGACACCAAGACCCUGCUCCGGGCCGCUCAGGUCUGCAAGGACUGGAAGUUUGUGGCCCGGCACCCUGCAGUGUGGACCCGGGUGCUACUGGAGAACGCCAGGAUAUCCUCCAAGUUUAUGACAACUGUGUCUCAGUGGUGUACACAGACACACUCCCUCAUCCUCCAAAACCUUAAACCACGACAGAGGGGGAAGAAGGAGACAAAAGAGGAGUACCUGAAAAGCACUCGAGGCAGUCUGGAAGUAGGUCUGGAGGCUCUGCUGAAGGCUGCGGGAGGAAAUCUGCUGAUCCUGAAGAUCUCACACUGCCCCAGCGUGCUGACUGACCGCUCGCUCUGGCUGGCCAGCUGCCACUGUCGCGCACUGCAGGCCGUCACCUACCGGAGUGCCACUGAUCCAGUUGGCCAGGAGGUGAUCUGGGCACUCGGGGCAGGCUGCAGAGACAUUAUUUCACUACAGGUGGCACCACUCCACCCAUGUCAACAGCCUGCACGAUUCAGUAACCGCUGCCUUCAAACCAUUGGCCGAUGCUGGCCCCACCUGCGAGCGCUGGGUGUUGGUGGUGCGGGGUGUGGCAUCCAGGGCCUGGCAUCGUUAGCGCGGAACUGCAUGAGGCUGCAGGUGCUGGAGCUGGAUCACGUGAGUGAGAUCAACCAGGAGGUGGCAGCAGAGGUGUGUCGAGAGGGACUGAAGGGCCUGGAGAUGCUGGUGCUCACCUCCACCCCUGUCACACCCAAAGCUCUGCUGCAUUUCAACAGUGUGUGUCGGAACCUGAAAUCCAUUGUGGUGCAGAUUGGGAUUGUGGAUUACUUUGAAGAUCCUAACAGCCCUGAAGCCAGGAAACUCUUUGAGGAAAUGGUGAACAAACUGCAAGCACUAAGGAAAAGGCCAGGUUUUUCAAAGAUUCUCCAUGUGAAGGCAGAUGGAGUUUGCUAACCCCGCUUAAGUACUGAUAAGGCACACUUUACCUCAGAAAAAACAAGAUGUGAUCUGAAUGCAUUCUUUGCAGCUUGCCAGGAAAAAAACAAGCAAACAAACAAACAAACAAAACAAAAGUAGUAGUUCUUGAAACUCGUAUGAUCCUUUGCUUUUAUAAACAACAAUUGAGCUUUUUGUGCAAAGUGCUGACAGCCUAGAAACUAUCAUCCUUGUAAACCGUAUGGUGCAGGAGUAGGAGCACAGACUUAUAUUUCUAGAAAACAAUCGCAGUAUAUGCCUGAGUAUUUGAUAUUGUUUCCCUGCUGUUAUGACUGGGAGGAAACCUAUGGUGACAGUGAGAGUUCGUAAAGACAAAGUCCAUCCAAGAGACUGAAUUAGGGACAGACUCUCCCCACCUGCUCCUUGCCAAAUAGAUAAGACAUUUGAGAAAUAAAAAAGGGUUUUGCUUUCUUAAUAGUGCUUUCCAUGCUUCUGGGAUUACUUUAGCUGGGAUUACUUUAGCUAGGAUUACUUUAGCGUUUAACGAGCUGACGGGACUCCUGAGCCAAGAUGAUUCUACAAAAUUUGGGGAAUCUGGGGGAGUAAACUUCAGAUAAACAUGUUCAUUCCUCUCCCUCUCUCCUUUGAUAAGACCAUCCCACCAAGAGAUCAUACAAGCAUGAGAUAAAAUCCUCCUGCUUUAAGAGAGAGAGAGAGAGAGAGAGAGAGAGAGAGAGAGAGAGAGAGAGAGAGAGAGAGAGAGAGAGAGAACACUGUGCUAGGAGCAUAAGCUUCAUAAAGGCAUUUUACAGUCAAUUCUCGCUAAUACGAAUUUCAAGGGGCCAGCUGCAUACUGUGAGUUUUUAUUGAAGUUGCAGUAUGUAUUUUACAUUUAAAAGUAUUGUGCAUUUUAUUGAAAAUACAGUUGGAAGUGAACUUUUAAAAGUAUGCAUUGCAAAUGAACUGAACUUGCAAGCUGCAUGUCCUAUUCUGAUCAAGGGCAUUUUUAAACCACGAAAGGCAUCCUCAACAUCAGAUAUUGAGCAAAUCUGAAACACUGAAGAAUGGCAUCCACAGUUGUUCUUAAGCCUGUAUUAUUAUAACCUUUUUUUCUGAAUGAUUGAUAAAGUGUUUUACGGUAAUGUUGAACUCUGCAGCAAUAUCUUUCUUUUUCUGUAUGGCGAUGCAUUAUCCAUGCUUUCAACACUUCAACUUUUGUAUGCAAGGAUAUGAUGCAUGAGCACUAUGGAAACUCAAAGUGCAUCAUAGGAUCUGUGGUCCCAUAACAGCACUAAAAUACACUACAGAGGCACUAAUCCGUAUGCAAAUUAAUACAUUUCCUGAUAUUCUUAACACUCAGCUAUUCAAACUAGAGCAAUGUGUUUUAACAAACUACAAACUAUUUUGCACUAACAGUAAAUGUGUGUUUAGCGAAAUCGUAUUAUAAGAAGUAAUGGUAGCGCUUCAUGUUG